Neodiprion fabricii is the source of this 2000-nucleotide messenger RNA. RefSeq lists its product as uncharacterized. Gene Ontology annotation, cellular component: extracellular region. NCBI's taxonomy places the organism in Eukaryota, Metazoa, Arthropoda, Insecta, Hymenoptera, Diprionidae. Bases 58 to 633 code for a protein of 191 amino acids. The record is from RefSeq and is a predicted model, not a curated record. Gene Ontology annotation, molecular function: chitin binding. The transcript is spliced from 4 exons.
CUGUUUCAACGGAAGCUGGACCAACUCCGGCAUCGGCAGUACCAAACUCUUCGCAGAAUGGCGAGGUGGCACGGGAAUGGAGAGGCCAAAGCGAUCGGCGUGGUCCUCGUCCUUGCAGCGAUCCUCGAUGCUUCGUCGGCCGGAUUUCCAGAGCACCGCGCCAUCGACGUUGGCUACAAUGGCUACCAAAAUUUCCAGCCGGUGAUUUCACACCAUCGUCCGAUAGUUGUCGAGGAACCGCGAAAAAAAAGCGAGCAGGACUUCAGCAAGAUUCCCGGGAUUCCCGGUGUGGAUUAUCCCAUCUUUCACAAGGUUCCUCCGACCAGUUUUUCAUGCGCCCACGUUCCGUACGCACCUGGAAUGUACGCUAAUGUUGAAACAGGCUGCCAGGCAUAUCACGUCUGUCACGAUGGAAGAGAGGGACACCAGGGUGCCUCAUUCCUUUGCACGAAUGGAACCCUGUUCAACCAGCAUGAAUUUGCCUGCGAUUGGUGGUACAACGUUAAUUGCGCGGACGCACCUUCUCUGUACAGCCUGAAUUUGGAUCCAACGAAAAACCCGUUCGUCCCGAAAAAGAAACCGGAAGAGGAAUCGCAACCGCAUCAGGAUAAGUUCAAGAUCGCAAUUUUUUAAACAGUUUAACAAAACAGAUAUUGAAAAAUCGUGAACAAAACGAUCGAUAUUUACGAAACUUGGCAACUGUUUAAUACGACGCGUUUAAAAUUGACAAAUGGCUAGCAAACCGGACAAAGAUUUUGCGAAACAAGAUAUCGAUAUUUUUUUCUUCUUUCUAACAUGAGGUGAAAGGUAUUUUUUAUACUAACCCUCGCUUCGUCUUAAAUCGUGCAAAAAUCUGCCCGUGUAUUUUUAUUUAUUUAUUUAUUUGUUUUUUUUUAAAUUCUUUCUCUUCUGCAAAGUUACCGAACUUUUUGUGCAAUAAUUUGCACUUUCGGAUGAAACGAGACCGGCUUUGAAACUAUUAUUCAUUCGCUGGGUUUAUAAAAUAUUACCAUCGCAUAAAUCAUUCCAAUUAUUCACGCAUUAUUUAUAUGGCAACCCUGAACAUUUGUCUUUAAGUGUAUGUAAUUAGAAAUACGUAUUGAUAAGUAUCGAUUGUGAGGCUACGUAAUGCUAUAUAUUAUUACACAUAUACAUAACUAUAUACACCCAUAACUCGUAAGCGUAUAAUUUUAUAAUGUAGGCUGAUUUCAGCAAACUCGUGUAAAAUCGGUGGACCGAAUCUCUUUGCUCUCAAAUUUCCACCACUCGUAUUUAAUAUAUAACGUAUAUAAUACAAUAUUCAGAAAGUCACCGUUUUCACCGAUAUUCCUGAAACAGUCCUACGUACGUACUGCAGUUAUCAUAUUUUAUGUACAGAUUUAAUAUAUUUACCCAGGCUAUAUUUAUUGUCACGAUAUUAUCAUAGAUCAUUUACAAUUUGUAAAAAAAGAUAAGCGUAUUAAUGUUACUUUUGAUAUCGUAUAAUCGCGAUGAAUAAAAUCUUUAUCGUCAAUAUUGUUCCAACUAUUCCAUAUGUUUGAUCGCAACAUUAUGUAUGAAUAAAAAAAAUUUAUCCAGCAGAAUUGGAUGUCUAUUAUUAAUUUCUUCGGAUUGAUUAACACAACGAAAAUAAAGCUCAUAUCUUUUCUCUCAUUUCAAUUUUGAUAUAUAUCCGCAAAUUUAAGAUUAAACCAUGUACGUGACGAACUUAUGCUAUAAAAUAAAAGGAAACGAAACAAAUGAAAAGAAAAGUUGUCAAACUUUGUUCACUGUCAAAUUAUUUCAACAGUUGUUCGUUUUACUUCCGAUUUAAAUACGAUCGUUUGAUUUAAGGCAUUGUUUUUAAAAAAUAAUAAUCUCCACGAGACUAAAUAAGAGUAGAAAAAAUCUUUGUUUCUUAUACGACCGUGAAAUCGGUAAAAGUUUUUAAGUUAAAUAGCAGGUACUGAAAAUUACGUUGAUUGCAAUUAGAGAGCAUCACCGAAUAGUUAUAGACGUAU